Molecule: messenger RNA, 3045 nt
Organism: Suillus clintonianus
Lineage: Eukaryota; Fungi; Basidiomycota; Agaricomycetes; Boletales; Suillaceae
Exons: 11
Coding region: 1-2841 (946 amino acids)
Source: RefSeq, a predicted model, not a curated record
AUGCCCAAUACCAUCCCUCGCACUCAGAUUCACCGCAGGGAUUUCAGCGCCUUGCAACUUCCAUGCGGACAUGCAGGAUGCAACCGGUUUUUCAAGACGGGUGGUGGGCGCACGAAACACAUACUAUCUGCCCAUCCCAUGAUAUCUUCCCCGCCGCCAGAGCAUCAAGAAAUGGACAUUAAUGAUAUUCCCCCCCCGCCCGAUGAUGAAGGGGGUGUUUUUGGGCACGGUCAUGAUCAUGGCGCUGAUGCAUUGAGGUCUUCCCCCCCACCUGAUUUUCUGACAUCGCUUUCAGGCCGUCCAUGUGAUGAACAUGGUCAUUUUCUCGAGGACGACGCGCCGCCACCACCUCGUGAACCUCAAUCUCCCAACGACUGGACCCCAUUCCGUAACCGCACUGAAUUCGAAACUGCGGAUUUAUUCUAUGUUCAGAACCCAACACCUGCCCAUAAAAUUGAUGCGCACCUUGCAUUAUGGGCAUCAACACUACUCAAACACGGUGAUGUGCCACCGUUUGCAGACCAUCGAGAUCUCUACGAAACGAUCGACUCAAUACCAUUGGGAGAGGUUAAGUGGGAGAGUUUCGCGUGCUCGUAUUCAGGCGAGAAGCCUGAGGGUGAUUACCCACCCUGGAUGGAUAGCACCUUUGAUGUGUGGUAUCGAGAUCCACGUCAAGUGGUUCACAACAUGCUUGCAAACCCCGAAUUCGCACAUGAGAUGGACUUUCGGCCGUAUCGAGAGUAUUCGACUGAAGGAGAGGAGCGCCAGUAUAGAGAUUUUAUGUCUGCUAACUGGGCGUGGGAUCAAGCGGACGAAAUUUCCAAGGAUCCAGAUACCAUUGGCGCAACCUUCGUUCCCAUCAUCCUCGGAAGCGACAAAACAACCGUUUCUGUUGGAACGGGUAACAACGAGUAUUACCCGCUCUAUCUGUCCAUCGGGAACGUCCACAACAACGUCCGGCGUGCACACCGGAACGCAGUCUCCGUCAUUGGCUUUCUUGCAAUGCCAAAGACUACGAAGGAGCAUGCGAAACGCGCGAACUUUCGAAAAUUUCGCCGUCAGCUAUUCCAUUCUUCGCUUUCGAAGAUUCUCGAACGACUUCGGCCUGGAAUGAAAGUACCCGAGGUUGCGAAGUUUGGCGAUGGGCAUUUCCGUCGUGUGGUCUACGGCCUCGGGCCAUAUAUUGCUGACUACGAAGAACAGGUUCUGCUGGCGUGUAUGGUGCGUUUCUGGUGUGCACGAUGCAUGGCACCGAAUGAUGAUCUUGAUGCAGCUGGCGCACACGCUCGAUGUCAAAGGUACAUAGAAGAACUUGUUCAGGUGGGGACAUAUUUGGAGCUGUGGGACGAGUUCGGGGUUGUGGCGGAUCUCAUUCCGUUCACGAACGAUUUUCCCCGCGCCGAUAUCUGCCAAUUGAUUGCACCGGACCUCUUACAUCAGAUCAUCAAAGGGACGUUCAAAGACCACCUCGUGGACUGGGUUCAUAAAUAUCUACUACGUACGCAUGGAACACGCGAGGCACAACGAAUCUUGGAUGAUAUUGAUCAUAGAAUCGCCGCUGUCGCUUCCUUCGCUGGCCUCCGUCGUUUUCCGCAAGGACGUGGCUUCAAACAGUGGACCGGCGAUGAUUCAAAAGCGCUUAUGAAGGUUUAUAUAGCAGCCAUCGAGGGACACGUCCCCGUGGACAUUGUGCGCACUUUCCGUGCAUUUCUUGAAUUCUGUUACAUGGUACGACGGAAUACCAUUACGGAGCGCACGCUAGAGCAAGUUCGAGACGCCGUUUCCAGCUUCCAUAAGUAUCGUGACAUUUUUCUGACGAGCGGCACCAUACCCACAUUCUCGCUACCACGACAACACGCUGUCGCUCAUUACGUGGAACUCAUCCAGCUCUUUGGCGCUCCAAAUGGACUGUGCUCGUCUAUUACAGAGAAUAAGCAUAUCAAGGCUGUUAAAGGUCCAUGGCGACGAUCAAACAAAUUCAACGCGCUCGGUCAAAUGCUCGUCACCAAUCAACGACUCGAUAAACUGGCUGCCGCACGAGUCGAUUUUACCAGCCGUGGGAUGUUGAAUGGGACUUGCCUUUCAGCAGCCCUCGAAGCCCUUCAAGUUUUGCAACAAGAUGAACCGAGGGACCCCGCACUUCCUGCCACCGAAGAUGCAGUUGACGACUCUCACGACGGAAACCUCGGCGUGUCUGUUCCCGAAGAUGGCAUUGACGGACUGAAUAUUCCCCGUCUGCCUGAGAUGAUCCGCCGCUUUCUCUUCCAGCAGACACGCCCGGAUGACCCGCGAGAUGCAUCCGAAAUUCCCGUCGCAGGAUGCCCUCGAUAUGAGGGCAAAAUAUCAGUUUUCAACUCUGCAUGCUCACGGUUCUAUGCCCCGAGCGACUUAAGUGGGAUCGGUGGCAUGGGGAUUGAGCAUAUUCGUGCUUGCCCCAUGUGGCGGAACGAGGCCCCUCGUUAUGACUGCGUUUUCGUUAACGUUGGGUCGGAAGAUGUGGGCAUUCGAGGACUUGAAGUUGCGAGGAUUCGUGCCUUCUUCUCGUUCAAUUACGGAGGAACGACAUACCCGUGCGCCGUUUUGCGCUGGUUCGAUAUCAUUGGAGACUCGCCCGACGAAGAUACGGGCAUGUGGAUGGUGCGUCCAGCCUGCGGUGCUAACAAUGCAGCUAUCUACAAUAUCAUACACGUGGAUACAAUCUACCGUGCAGCUCACCUUAUUCCUGUCUACGGCAGACGUUUUCUUCGCCGCGAUAUUACCCUACACAAUUCAUACGACACAUUUCGGACUUUCUACGUGAAUAAAUAUGCUGAUCAUCACUCUUUUGAGCUCGCAUCAUAGUCAUUUUCGUCGGUUUUACACAUUGUAUCUAAUUAACUACGUUUUCAAGCCUUGAUUGUUUUUUUCCUCUUGUGUGACUUGAACGGCUUGAACCAAGUAAGUCUUUGGUCGCCUUGUCACACCUUUGUGCACAUUUGCAAAGUUGCGUGAAAACUCAAGCGCAAAAAAGCCGCUGAAAGUCAAAAAAGGGAUCCUGGGUUUUGC